AUGCCAAUUGACAGGAGGAAGCUGGGUGUGUUUGGGGCGGCGGUCGCCCUGCGACUUGUCCUGAUCUUGCUGUUCCCCGGCCUCCCUGACCUACUGACUGGUCGUGUCGAAGUGUCAACUCCGAUCAGCAGCUUUAAGAGAUUGCAAGAAGGCUUGUUCUUAUAUCUUCGGAAUGUUUCCCCAUACGACGGCGGGGUGUUUCACCAGGCACCUAUAUUCCUCCCGCUGUUUUCCCUCCUACCGCAGUCCCAUGGAUACACUCUCCUGACGGUUCUUGUUUACACCCUGCUAGAUCUCAUCAACGCCAAUGCGCUAAUUGAGAUAUCAAAUUCGGGCGAGUCGGUUGUGUCACGGCUAUUCACUUCUCCCAGAAAGAAGAUAAGAUGGGAUGGUGUCGCUAUUGUGAUUGGCUACCCUUCUAGAUACCUAUUUAACCCCUUUACAAUAGCGACUUGCCUAGGGCGCCCUACCACAGCUUUCACAAACACCGCCAUAAUAUUUGCGAUAUCGAGUGCGAUUACCGGCAGGAGUGUUAACUCUAUGCUGGCCUUGGGCCUGGCAUCCUACCUUUCCGUCUAUCCCGCCCUCCUGUUUCCACCUUUAGUCUUGAUUUGUUAUGAUCGUUAUAUCAGCAAAGUAAAAUCUGGAGGCAGCAGCAUACCAUACGCCGCGUCACAUUUUCUCAUCUUCACUGCGGUUAUUGCAGGAUUGUUGGUCAUAUCGUUCGGUAUAACUGGCUACUCGUGGGACUUCGUCUCUGCCACGUAUGGCGCGCACAUAUUGGUUCCAGACUUGACCCCCAAUGUCGGCUUAUGGUGGUAUUUCCUGAUCGAAAUAUUCGACCCGUUCCGUGAAUUCUUCCUAGGGGUAUUCUGGUUGCACUUAGCAAGUUACGUGGGCGGCCUGACCAUACGCCUAAGGCGGCAACCGCUUUUCGUCAUGACAUGCCUUCUUGGUAUAUUCGCCAUCUUCAAGCCCUACCCCAGCAUAUCGGAUGUUUCGAUAUACCUGUCGUUCCUUUCGCUCUACCGACACGUAUUCCCUCUAAUGCGUUAUACCUUCCUUUCCGUAUCGGCGUUGUUGUAUGCCAGUCUUCUUGGCCCAAUCUUUUAUCAUCUGUGGAUAUACGCAGGUUCAGGAAACGCCAAUUUCUUUUAUGCCAUCACGCUGGUAUGGAGCCUUGGACUCUCUAUCCUCGUUGCGGACUCACUAUUCGCUGUUCUCAGGGAUGAAUGGGACGAAGAAAGGCCAGAAGUAAGAGGGAAAGAAGCAAGACAGAUAUGACGAUAUAGCUUCAAUUGAUAUCGGGUACCGUGAUAUCCAUCCUCUCACCGCUAUCACUUGUAAGCGGCUGGGACAUAAUCAUAUAAUCGUAUUCUUUCA
Molecule: messenger RNA, 1383 nt
Organism: Nannizzia gypsea CBS 118893
Lineage: Eukaryota; Fungi; Ascomycota; Eurotiomycetes; Onygenales; Arthrodermataceae
Exons: 5
Coding region: 1-1284 (427 amino acids)
Biological process (GO): attachment of GPI anchor to protein; protein localization to cell surface
Cellular component (GO): GPI-anchor transamidase complex; membrane
Source: RefSeq, a predicted model, not a curated record